Castor canadensis (American beaver) is the source of this 766-nucleotide messenger RNA. RefSeq names its product Fc epsilon receptor Ia (gene Fcer1a). Gene Ontology annotation, molecular function: high-affinity IgE receptor activity; IgE binding. Gene Ontology annotation, cellular component: external side of plasma membrane. The record is from RefSeq and is a predicted model, not a curated record. Gene Ontology annotation, biological process: cell surface receptor signaling pathway; immunoglobulin mediated immune response. NCBI's taxonomy places the organism in Eukaryota, Metazoa, Chordata, Mammalia, Rodentia, Castoridae.
CCCAAUCCUCUAGAGUCCCAGAGACUGGGGCUACAUGCUAAUUUAUCCUCUCUGGACUUUUGCAGCUCCAGAUGGCAUGAGAGCAGCCAUUCGGAAAUCUAUAGUGUCCUUGAACCCACCAUGGAGUAGAAUAUUUAAAGGAGAGAAUGUGACUCUUAUAUGUCAUGGGAACAAUUCCCUCGAAGACAGCCCCACUAAGUGGAUCCACAAUGGCAUCAUCUCAGAUGUGACAACUUCAUAUUGGCACAUUGUGAAUGCCAGCAUUGAAGACAGUGGAAAAUACAAAUGUCAGAAGAAAAAGUUGUACAAGAGUGAACCUGUGUACCUGGAAGUGUUCAGUGACUGGUUGCUCCUUCAGGCUUCUGCUAAGGUGGUGAUGGAGGGUGAGCCCCUCUUCAUCAAGUGCCAUGGUUGGAACAACUUGAAAAUCUACAAGGUGAUCUACUACAAGGAUAACACAGCUUUGAAGUACAUGUAUGAGAACCAAAACAUCACCAUUACAAAUGCCACACGUAAUGACACUGGCACGUAUUACUGUGAGGGAAGAGUUCGGCGGCUGCACUAUACCUCUGAGAACCUCACAAUUACUGUAGUGAACGCUUUCCAAAGCAAGUAUUACUGGCUACAACUUGUUAUCCCCUUGGUGGUGGUGAUUCUGUUUGCUGUGAACACAGGGUUAUUGGUCUCAACCCAGGAGCAGUUCAAAUCAAUCUUGAAGAUUCAGGAGACAAAACCACCCCCUAAGCCAGAUCCCUGCAGGAGUUGA